Molecule: messenger RNA, 1131 nt
Organism: Dreissena polymorpha
Lineage: Eukaryota; Metazoa; Mollusca; Bivalvia; Myida; Dreissenidae
Product: glutathione S-transferase 3-like
Exons: 6
Coding region: 185-817 (210 amino acids)
Biological process (GO): glutathione metabolic process
Molecular function (GO): glutathione transferase activity
Source: RefSeq, a predicted model, not a curated record
CGCUAUUUACGCACUAGUGCGCUCCUUCAAACAAACCCGUAUCCGUUUUAAUAUAACCGAUCUUUUAAUAGAAAUGCGAGUGGGUUUAAUCUUUCGUUGUAUAAAAAAAUAGUGCUUUAGUUACCACAAGUAAAACACAACUGCAUCUUGACUUCAUUAGACGAAGGACAAUUUUUUAGCAGCGAUGGACAUGAGAUACCUCCUGACCUACUUUAACAAGCGCGGAGGCGGGGAGAUUGUGAGGCUGACCUUCGUGGCCGGAGGUCAGGAGUUCACGGACGAGCGUCUGACCUCAGAGCAGUGGAAGGACCGGAAGUCAGAAAUGCCUAUGAAAAAUCUUCCGGUGCUUCACGUAAACAAUGGCGAAACGGAAGUGACGUAUUGUCAGUCUGGAGAAAUUGCAAGAUACUUAGCCAGAAAAUUUGGUCUUUAUGGCGACAGCGAGGAGGAGAGUCUGUUGGUGGAUGAGGUGUACGACACGGUCGGUGACGUCAGGAAGGUCUUCGUGCAGAUACACCUCUGUGCAGACGACAAUACAAAACGCGAGCUCGCUACAAAUCUAGUCAGCGAUGUCCUCCCCACAUUCUACAGCUAUUUUGAACGGCGGAAGCGCGAGUACGGUGAGAACGGAUUCAUUGUCAGCGGCAAGCUGACGCUUGCGGACCUCGCGGUGUUCAAUAUGGUGGACAGCAUCAUAGAAAUGGGUCAACAGUCGUUAUGGCAACCGUACCCAGAAUUACUAAAACACCACGAAAACGUCAAGAAAAACACACGCAUUGCUGAGUGGCUUCAAAAACGUCCGAAAACCGAGGUGUAAGCCUUAAAGACACUGAGACACUUAGUAUAAAUUAUUUAUAAAACGACGUGCAUCAAUCAAACACUCAGACAUCUUACGUUGCUUCAAUUAAAUAGUUGUUGAUUACGUUGUUUAACGCUUCUUGCCACGUUUCUCGCACAAGAAUUCGAAUACGUGUUUUGGUGUACAUUUGGUUGUGCAGUUUAUGUUGAAAUUAACGAUUCUCGACAUGUGCAUUUUCCUAAGCAGGAAUUAUUCAGGUUUCUUUCGUAUUUAUAUUAUAUAUAAAUAUUGUCGUAGAAAUUGCAUGUACAAAUAAAAACAUGCAUAAAUUU